AGUUGCGCCGUUCGCGUCGUCUCGCAGUGUGCAGUACAGAUGUUCGUGCCCGUGCUUGGUGAUAAGCUCAGGCUGUGGUGUCGGAGAAUGUGAAAGGCAACAAGAUAAGGGACAAGCCGGAGCUCUGUGAUUUUGCAAGUUCUGCGUUUUUUGUGAAUUCUCGAGCCCUCGAUCAUUGGUUCCAGCGCCUGACCUUUUUCUUGCAGGGCUCUUUUUUCCAAACAACCACAUGCAUUACUUCUCAACAGAGUGUAAACUGUACUUCCAGGAGUCGUGUGUGUGGACACUAACAUUUGAAGCCUUGCCAUAUAAUGGAGAAUUCCGUAUUACGGAAACGCCCCCGAGAAGAGCAGCCUCAACCUUUGAAGACUGAGGAUCAUGCAGCAGCGUGCUGCCUAGCUGAUGUCCACUCUAGCGCAAAGGGUCAACGCCCCUCGGCACCUGCACAAGCGGUGCAGGGCUAUCCUCAAGGCUUGCGUUCUGUCAAUGGCCUGUGUGGAUCUCUGCAAGCAGGUAAGGAGGGAGGGGACUAUGGUGCCUUUGCAUCCUCGUCCUCAUCCGAUUUUGAAGGUGGCAUUGGCAAGGCUGCCGAAAGGACUCCUCGAAAUGGGAGAGUGUGCGAGGAUGGUGCUUCGCGAAAAGGUGGAGUUGUGGUUGUGAAGGGUAGCAAAGUCCUUGGGACAGUGGAAGAGAAUGGUGCGGUGGGAAGGGCCAAGGAGGAGGCUGAAGGUCCGCCUCAUGCGACACGUGCGCUUUCCUCGUCCAUGGAUGUGAUUGCCUUUGGCGACGACAAUGAAUACCAUCCGGCGAACAGGGACAGGCGCAAGUCCACUGCCCGACGUAGUGUUGCCCGUGCUGCAAGCUUGGUGAGCACUUGCCCAGACUUGCAGGCAGAAGACUCGUGCCACUCUUGCAACGUAGAGAUUCAGAUGUCGUCCUUCGGUGACAAAUGGACUCCUGGUGGGGAUGAGCUGCAUGAUGACCUGGCUGUACAUGGCUGGUCGAGGCGGGGUUGGGGAGAUGAUCAAAAAGCAGAUGCUAUGUCAGGACUGUGGGUGUUCAGUAAUCAGGGGAACUCGCGGGUCGAGUGUCAUAAUCCUAGGGAUGAUGGUUCUUGGCUUUCCGGUCCAACUGACGAGAAGAUGAAGGAGUCCGAUUGCUCUAGCCCCUCCAAAAGGCAAUCGAGUCGGCUUUGUGAUGGUGGAUUGGGUGUGAAAAUCGGGGUGAUAGAAGAAGAGGAAGGAGGCGACGAGAGAGAUGUGAGUGGAAUUCGAACUGACGACUUAGAAAGUUUUCCCUCUCUGCAGCCAGGUCCUGAUGGAUUUCCGGUCCUUCAACAGGAAUGCAGUGCUGUGGCGGGCAUUCAGAUGAUGGAUAUUGAGCCUUCCUUGUGUGUGGGGGAUGAGCAGCAAAGCUCCAAGGCAGAUCCAGAUGAUGAUGUCAUCUCCGGCACCCUGUCCAGUGCUCAGGAGUCACCAAACGUGCUGUUCAAGAGCAGCAGGAAUUCCCACCAAAAGCUCGGAGACGGCAACAAGAGUAAGAAUCCAAGUGUGAGCUCCAGGCGAACAGAUGGUGGUGGUGGUGGUGAGGGUGCUGGCUCGAGACAGAGAACGACUGCAUCCGCUGCUGGGGAUGCUAGGGGCUUGGCUACCGUUGAAGAAAAUGGAGGCCAUGAGGACUGCGACGAAGACAAUAGCAGGCUUGAUCCUGCAGGUAAGAGCUUUGUAGUUGUGGCACCAUGUGGGCGAGGUGGAAAACUGGGCGAGGGAUUGGAUGGAGCACUAAUGGCCAUUGUGAAAGAGAAGCCCUCUGUGAGAAGGCCCCGGUCCAGACUUCUGAGGGACAAGCUUGUGCUAUCAGGGCGAGAAUCUGACGGUCGCCAUACGAGCAUCAAUGAAGCAGAUUUGGUUGCUGUGGUGGAUGAGGGAGUUGCGACAUGCGGCGACAAGAAUGGCCACUGUGCUGUGCAUGACAGUCAUCAGAAUGGCGGCGAUGCGGGAUUGGAUUGUCCAGACAAGUGCGAAGGAGGGGAGAGCGGUGUUGCAUUGCAUGGCCAUGAUCAUGUGACUGAGUCUAUGCAGCUCAAUGGCUCUGCACUCGGAACGACCACACCCGUUGUGGCGGCGAAGUCGUUAGGGCUGGGAGAUGCUGCUGCGGAGAUCGCUGCCUCUGUUUCCUUCAUGGCAAGCAACAUUCUGGCAUUGGCAGAGAACAAGGAAUCGGCUGGGCAGAAUGAAGCGCUAUUCCUGCCCAAGAUGGGGGCUCCUGGGGGCACGGGGACACCAGGAGAGGCUGGCAAGGAGUCUGCCAUUCUCGGUCCUCGCCAUGCUCGCAUCCGCUCUGCAAUCAGCGCGGGUGGAUCCAAUUCCCGUGUGAGUGGUUGCAGCAGCGGUGGUGACAACGAUGGUGGUGGAGUUCGCGAGAGAGAAGCAGGGGGUGUUUCUAGUCGCAGCGCCGUGGUUGCCCUUGCUGCCCCUGGGGGCAACGCGGCGGGACUCGUAGGGAGAGGGGAUGUCAGCAGCCGCCUUGUGAAGGUGGGCCCCCUUUCCCAGGGUAUGCACGAGGUGUAUCGCCUUCGGACACUUGCAAGAAUGCCCAAGCACGGAGAUGUGAUGGCCGUCCGGUCGAUGUGUAGCCGGAAUUUGAACUUGAAUCCUGGAAUACAUGUGGGAGACAUCUCAGCGGUUCUGGAUUCCUGUUCACGGUCAGUCUCCCGUGCGCUGCUAAAGCAAGGCAUCUCUGCUGGCAGGGGACAUAGAGGUGGUCCCACUACGACUGUCGAUCUCAGCGAGAGUGCGGCAUUAAGUCGAUUCACUGCAGGCGGGAAUGGAAGAGGAGGAGCUGGUGGAUUUACGGGGCCGAAGUCGUCCUCUGAAGCGGGGUCCAGUUUGAGUGGAAGCAACGACAGGGCUGUUGGGCGAAUUCAGGUGGACGUGCACCUUCCUUCCACUGCGACAAAGGGUAAGACUGUACUGCGCAACGAGUGUUCUCUACAGAGGCAGCAGGAACUCCAAAAGGCCGCACUGUUGGUGAGGGCUCUCGAGGAAGCGGGGGAGGUGGCCCCCAUGACAUGCGGGGCGGUUCUGAAACGAAAGAACGGUCUGGCUGGAGCCUACCGACUUCAAGCUAUGGAGUCUAAAUGCAAUCGCUUGGUGGUGACCCCAAGUGAACCCGGUGGUGUUGUGCCGGGUGUGCACACUGCAUGCUCCAGAGCCCGGUUCAAGGGUGAUGCUGGACGCCUGGAGGGGCCAGAAACUGCCGGUUUCAAAGGGAACGAUGGGACAGCAAGUUCGCAUUCUAAAUCUGCCGCUGCGGCCGAUGCAAAGGAUUUGGCCCCGAGGUGCGAAGUGCACAGCACUAACAACCCAGACCUCUAUGCUGCCCAGCAUAAUGCAGAUAAUGAGAAUGAGCUGCAAUCACAGCAUCGUGACGUCCACCAUCAAGCCCUGGAUCACACUCAGAAUGGUCAAGUUGCAGCAGAACAGACCCGCCUUCCUUGCCAGGUCGCCAAUAGCACACAGAGUUCCCGGCGAUCCCGGACUAGGCCGGUUCAGCUGCUAGAGCGUGCUGGCGUGCCUAUUCGGGAGCCAGCGGGUGCCACAGGAACGGAUGAAGUUCAGCCUCUUGCUACCGGCACAGGGGUUGGUGCAGCAGCGGCAACAAGUUUCUCUGAGUGGAGGCGCCAGACCUGCAGCCGUGCAUCACGAAGGUCCAUGAAAACCCUUGCGCGAGCAAAAGGCCGAGCUUCCCGCUUCGGGAUGGUAGAUGAUUCUUGUAUGGUUGGAAACUCUCAACAGCUUUCAUCUGCAAGCAGCUCUGCAGCAUGAGUCGGUGGACGCUUGCCCUUUUUCUCUCACAAAAAGCCGAAGGCCGAACGUCACAGGUUGAUGGAGCCACAGGAACACGUGAAGUUCAGCCUCUGGCGACUGUCAGUCUGCACGGAGCUCUGCAGGGUGAGACCGAGCAGCGGAAGGGAAAGGAGCACGAGGAGGAGGAGGAGGAGGAGGAGGAGGAGGAGGCGAUCAAGCUGACGCAGGUUGAUGGAGGUCAUGAUGGUAAUUGAGCUGCGACGGUGUGAUGCCACUGUUAAGGAUGUGAGUCCACGUUAUCUCCAUCUAGAGAAGUCCAAUGCUUUUUUUUUUUUUUUUUUUUUUUUCACUUUUUGUUUGUUUUCUUUUGCUGGCCAGAGUGCUACUUUUUUUUGGAGUUCCUGAUGAAUGACGAGCGGCAAAUCGAAUUCGUCAGAGUCGUAUAGUUCCAGCAGUGAACCUUUGGUCAGGAGCAGAAGAAAUGGUAAUCGGUUUUCAACGGUGGCAGCAGCAUAGCGAUUCUCGUUCCUCCCGUCGCCCUUCCGUAAUCAUCUCUUCCCUUGACUGAAUGUGUAAAGGAGUCGUAGGCGUGUACAUUAUGUAAACAACAAGAGUGAUCUUGAUUUCAGCGGAGUUUCUUAACUCAGCGGAAGACUGGAUGGUGACUCGGUAGGGGACGUGGAUCUCUGAUUACCACAACAGAACUAUAAUGGAGUUAAGCGAUUUUUGUUUCAUCUUACAGCUUGGCUAACAACUUGGUUUAUCUUUAUUUACACCACGUCCGUGGACCGGACCUCCUCUCCAUGUUUGCUACGUACUCCCUUAAUCCGCAUCUCUUGCCCCUGAGUCGUCGUGCUUUCCAUUUUUGCGUCGUCGUGCUUUCGAUUUCCGUGCCGCACUUGAUCAGUCCUGCCCCUCUGCUUAUGUGUCUGAUGUAUGUAGAAAAAACUUCCUUACAUGGAAAGAGACAUGGGGCAUGGAGCUGGCAUUGAGGGGUACGUUAGUUCCUGAGCGUGUGAUAACGCUGCUGGAACGUAUUGCCAGGACAGCGCCACAGAUACGGGCCUCUGCGAGGUAAUUGCCCAUCUCUGUUGCACAUUCUUCAGGUGGGGUAAUAUUUCGGGAGCAAUGCUACAGGCCUGUGUCCGCUUUCGAACAUGCCAGUCCUGUUGGGCUCUUAUCAAAUGGCAUGAUAACUGCUGUGUGACCUGUCAAAGAGGGGUCUAUGGAGGAGAGACCUUUGCCAUGUGCAUGGCACAUUCUUCAGCCGGGAAAAUAUUUUGGCAACAAUGUUGUAAAGGUUCCCAUCAUUUUUCACGUCUGCUAGUCCUCUUACGGUAACCUAUUUGUAUGUUUUGGCCCCUCUCUCUCUCUCUCUCUCUCUCUCUCUCUCUCUCUCUCUCUCUCUCUCUCUCUCUCUCUCUCUCUCUCUCUCUCUCUCUCUCUCUCUUCUUUCCGUUGUGUUUGUGUUGACUGGAGGAUGUUAGAUGAGUGAGUAGGAGGUGGAACCAGAAAUAAGUAUCAGGUACCGGGGGUGCAUGGUGCAACACGUGCUGCAGCGGUGUCCACAUAGGAGGACUGUGUGGCAGUCUGUAGCCAUCCCCCUCUUCUCUGUGUUAAUGGGAACUUUUCUGUGUGUGUGUGUGUGUGUGUGUGUGUGCGUGUGUGUGUGUGUGUGUGUGUGUGUGUUGACUUGAGGCCUGUAGAUGGGGGCCGACGGGGUGGCAGCAGAAAUUGGGUGCAGGGUACAGGUGUGCAUGGGUGCCACUGUCCAAAUAGGAGGAAGGUGUGUGGUCACGGGCACAUUGUUUUGCUGGGCCAUUUGGAGUGACAGCAUAUGCACGAAGUAUGGUCAUUCUGCUUAUGAGUAAUAUAUAAACUUUUGAAUUCGACGUGUUGUUCGAACCACCCUACCUCAUUAUACCCACCGAUGGUGUGAUGGUUGUCCUUGUCUGAAUGCUGCUCCUUUGUUGGGCACUAACAGCAGCAGCAGCUUGACUCGGUAAUUCUUACGG
This is a messenger RNA of Chara braunii, 5824 nucleotides long. The record is from the annotation of a GenBank genome assembly. NCBI's taxonomy places the organism in Eukaryota, Viridiplantae, Streptophyta, Charophyceae, Charales, Characeae.